AUGGCUGCAGCAGUUCAGGCCCCCUCCAAGCCAGCGUUGUCACAGAAACAUAGCAGACGCCUGGGAGGCCCUGAGGCAGCACGGUACAUGAAAAAUGAUCCCCCGUUUCAACUCAAGCUUCCUCCAAAGGUAGCUAGACCUGAAAAAGAAGUUGACCCAGAAUAUGAAGAGAAGAUGAAAACAGAUCGAGCAAAAAGGUUUGAAUUCCUCCUGAAGCAGACAGAACUUUUUGCACAUUUUAUUCAGCCUGCAGCACAAAAAUCACCAACAUCUCCAUUGAAAGUCAAGCUGGGACGGCCACGGAUGAAGAAAGAUGAAAAACAGAGUUUGAUUUCAGCUGGGGAUUAUCGUCACAGGCGCACAGAACAAGAAGAAGAUGAAGAGCUGUUGUCAGAGAGUCGAAAAACGUCUAAUGUUUGUAUUCGAUUUGAGGAAUCUCCUUCAUAUGUGAAAGGAGGAACACUAAGAGAUUAUCAGGUUAGAGGUUUGAACUGGAUGAUCUCAUUGUAUGAAAAUGGUGUUAAUGGCAUUCUGGCAGAUGAAAUGGGUCUUGGUAAGACUCUGCAAACAAUAGCAUUAUUAGGCUAUUUGAAGCAUUACCGAAACAUUCCUGGGCCACACAUGGUCCUGGUUCCAAAGUCAACUUUGCACAAUUGGAUGAAUGAAUUCAAACGCUGGGUUCCAUCAUUACGUGCUGUUUGCCUGAUUGGAGACAAAGAUGCCAGAGCUGCUUUUAUCCGUGAUGUUAUGAUGCCUGGUGAAUGGGACGUUUGCGUUACAUCAUAUGAAAUGGUAAUUAAAGAGAAAUCGGUCUUCAAAAAAUUUAACUGGAGGUACCUGGUAAUUGAUGAAGCCCACAGAAUAAAGAAUGAGAAGUCUAAGCUGUCAGAGAUUGUACGUGAGUUCAAGACAACAAAUCGAUUGCUGCUUACAGGAACUCCUUUACAGAAUAACCUCCAUGAGCUGUGGGCCUUACUCAAUUUUCUUUUACCUGACGUCUUCAAUUCUGCAGAUGAUUUUGACUCGUGGUUCGACACUAAAAAUUGUCUCGGUGAUCAGAAACUUGUAGAAAGACUUCAUGCUGUUUUGAAGCCAUUUUUAUUGCGUCGCAUAAAAGCUGAAGUAGAGAAGAGUUUGCCACCAAAGAAGGAAGUAAAAAUUUAUCUUGGGCUCAGCAAAAUGCAGAGGGAAUGGUAUACAAGGAUCCUGAUGAAAGAUAUCGAUAUUCUGAAUUCGGCUGGGAAAAUGGAUAAGAUGCGUCUGCUGAAUAUUCUGAUGCAGCUGCGGAAAUGCUGUAACCAUCCUUACCUAUUUGAUGGUGCUGAGCCGGGCCCUCCUUACACCACUGAUACGCAUCUCAUCACUAACAGUGGUAAAAUGUUAGUUCUGGAUAAACUGCUAGCAAAACUCAGAGAGCAAAGGUCCAGAGUUCUGCUUUUCAGUCAGAUGACUCGCUUACUGGAUAUUUUGGAAGACUAUUGCAUGUGGCGAGGAUAUGAGUACUGCCGACUUGAUGGACAGACACCACAUGAAGAAAGAGAGGAAGCAAUAGACACAUUUAAUGCUCCCAACAGCAGUAAAUUCAUUUUCAUGCUGAGUACCAGAGCUGGAGGUCUUGGAAUUAAUUUGGCAACUGCUGAUGUGGUUAUUCUCUAUGAUUCAGACUGGAACCCUCAAGUAGAUCUGCAGGCCAUGGAUCGUGCGCAUCGUAUUGGUCAAAAGAAACCAGUACGGGUGUUUCGACUAAUCACUGAUAAUACUGUUGAAGAGAGGAUUGUAGAGAGAGCUGAAAUAAAACUGAGACUGGACUCUAUAGUUAUACAACAAGGAAGGCUCAUAGACCAACAGUCCAACAAGCUGGCAAAAGAUGAAAUGCUGCAGAUGAUCCGGCAUGGAGCGACGCAUGUUUUUGCUUCCAAAGAUAGUGAGCUGACAGAAGAAGAUAUAACCACUAUUUUAGAAAGAGGUGAAAAGAAGACAGCUGAAAUGAAUGAACGAUUGCAGAAAAUGGGGGAGAGCUCCUUACGAAAUUUCACUAUGGACACAGAGAUGAGCUUAUAUAACUUCGAAGGUGAAGAUUAUAGAGAAAAACAAAAGAUGAGCAUGAUGGAAUGGAUAGAGCCUCCAAAACGAGAACGCAAAGCUAAUUACGCAGUUGAUGCUUAUUUCAGAGAAGCCCUACGUGUUAGUGAACCGAAAGUGCCAAAGGCUCCACGACCUCCAAAACAACCAAAUAUUCAGGAUUUCCAGUUUUUCCCACCACGGCUAUUUGAACUUCUGGAAAAAGAAAUUCUGUAUUACCGUAAGACUAUAGGAUAUAAGGUCCCCAGGAAUCCUGACCUCCCAAAUGCAGCUCAGGUACAAAAAGAGGAACAAAAGAAGAUAGAUGAGUCUAUGCCUCUGAAUACUGAGGAAACUGAAGAGAAAGAAAAGCUUCUAACACAGGGUUUUACAAACUGGAAUAAAAGAGAUUUUAACCAGUUUAUUAAAGCUAAUGAGAAAUAUGGUCGUGACGAUAUAGACAAUAUUGCUCGUGAGGUGGAGGGAAAGUCACCUGAGGAGGUCAUUGAGUAUUCAGCUGUUUUCUGGGAACGUUGUAAUGAACUACAGGACAUUGAGCGGAUUAUGGCUCAGAUUGAACGAGGAGAGGCAAGAAUUCAGCGAAGGAUCAGUAUCAAGAAAGCCCUCGAUGCCAAAAUCGCAAGGUAUAAAGCGCCUUUUCAUCAGCUGCGUAUUCAGUAUGGAACAAACAAAGGGAAAAAUUACACAGAAGAGGAGGACAGAUUUUUGAUAUGCAUGUUACACAAGAUGGGCUUUGACAAAGAAAAUGUGUACGAGGAACUAAGGCAGUGUGUGCGCAAUGCUCCUCAGUUCAGAUUUGACUGGUUCAUCAAAUCUAGAACUGCAAUGGAGUUCCAGAGACGCUGCAAUACUCUCAUAUCAUUAAUAGAAAAAGAAAAUAUGGAAAUUGAGGAAAAAGAAAGAGCUGAAAAGAAGAAAAGAGGAGCAAAAGUUACAGCAUCACAGAAAAGAAAAGCAGAUUUGGCAUCCGAGAACUCUGGAAAAAAAGAUGCUAAGAAAGUGAAGUCAUGAACCGGAAAACUGAAUGCUAAACGUAAACCUGCCACUUUCUUCUCUUCAUCUACAAGUAUUAAUUACCAACUUCUUUGUAUUCAUGGUACUCUCCCCCAGAUCCCAUGGUUUACUUUUGCAAAUUUUGUAUACUUUACAAUGUCUUUCUCUACCUAAAACGUGUAGCUUUAUCUUAUGCAUUCCAGUAUUUGUGUGUACUGUAUUUUGUGAGUUUCAUGUCUUUGGCAAAAUUCACUCAGUCUUUGUUUUUUUGAAGCUUGUGCUGAGGUUUUAGCUUUUAUAUGUUUUAUAUGCUGCUGCUUUGAAAGAAAACCUAGAUUCUAUAGCUGUAUUAUUGUUGUUUCAUAUUUUAAAUUUGGAAAAUAAACUGACUUAAUUAUUUGAAGAGAAAUAUACUCCACCUUUUUUUUCCCUACCCUCUCUCCAUUUUUGGAAUAGUUGCGUUUAGAGUGAAUGUUAAGGUUUGUAUAAUUGUGCCUUCAUC
This is a messenger RNA of Opisthocomus hoazin, 3577 nucleotides long. NCBI's taxonomy places the organism in Eukaryota, Metazoa, Chordata, Aves, Opisthocomiformes, Opisthocomidae. The record is from RefSeq and is a predicted model, not a curated record.